Molecule: messenger RNA, 3052 nt
Organism: Episyrphus balteatus (marmalade hoverfly)
Lineage: Eukaryota; Metazoa; Arthropoda; Insecta; Diptera; Syrphidae
Gene: Stt3B
Product: dolichyl-diphosphooligosaccharide--protein glycosyltransferase subunit STT3B
Exons: 5
Coding region: 296-2605 (769 amino acids)
Biological process (GO): post-translational protein modification
Cellular component (GO): membrane
Molecular function (GO): dolichyl-diphosphooligosaccharide-protein glycotransferase activity
Source: RefSeq, a predicted model, not a curated record
UUUUUGUUGGGCGACGUGUCAUUUGUUCUUUUCGGUCGGUGGUGGUGUUGUAAAAAGUCAAAUUGAAAUUUUUUUUUCGUUCCAUCACGAAGAAAAAAAUCUCACCAAAAAAUUUGUAUUUAAAGAAAAAAAAUAAAACACCCCAAAAGGGUAGACAACGACGAAUGUUAUCUAUAAGCAAUACAAGUAUUUAAACAAAAAAAAAAUCAAAAAACUUAAACCUUUUUUCCCCCCUUCCGACGAUAUCAAAAUCAAAAUUUAGGAGGAAAAAGAAAAAAUCCAAUUUUGAGAAAAAAUGAAUCGCCCUGCAAAACUGCUCAAUCGCAAAGCAGCUGGCUAUAGCAGUCUCAUCACAUUUGCCGUACUCCUUAUAGCUUGGUUAGCUGGAUUUGCCUCACGUUUAUUUGCUGUCAUUCGUUUCGAAAGCAUUAUCCAUGAAUUCGAUCCAUGGUUCAAUUAUCGUGCCACCGCCUUCAUGGUCGAACAUGGUUAUUACAAGUUUUUGAAUUGGUUCGAUGAGCGCGCUUGGUAUCCAUUGGGACGGAUUGUUGGUGGUACUGUGUACCCUGGAUUGAUGAUUACCUCAGGAGGUAUUCAUUAUAUUUUACAUGCUUUGAAUAUUCCGGUACAUAUUCGAGAUAUUUGUGUGUUCUUGGCGCCUGUCUUUAGUGGCCUUACAUCGAUUUCUACAUAUUUGUUGACCAAAGAGUUAUGGUCUCCUGGAGCUGGUUUAUUUGCUGCCAGUUUUAUUGCGAUAGUACCGGGUUAUAUUAGUCGAUCGGUAGCAGGGUCUUAUGAUAACGAAGGAAUUGCUAUUUUUGCUCUGCAAUUCACUUACUAUUUGUGGGUGAAGUCAGUUAAGACGGGUUCGGUAUUCUGGUCAUCAAUGGCAGCUUUAUCCUACUUCUACAUGGUUUCAGCUUGGGGUGGCUAUGUGUUUAUUAUCAAUCUGAUUCCAUUGCACGUUUUUGUGUUGCUUUUGAUGGGAAGAUAUUCGCCAAGGUUAUUAACCAGUUACACAACUUUUUACAUCUUGGGUCUGUUAUUCUCGAUGCAAAUUCCUUUUGUUGGCUUCCAACCGAUUCGAACAAGCGAACACAUGGCAGCGAUGGGAGUGUUUGUACUUCUUCUGGCUGUUGGUGUGUUGAAGCAUUUGCAGACUAUCCUCUCUAAAACAGAGUUCAAGAGGCUAUUCAUCGUGGGUGCUCUGAUAGCAGCUGCAGUAGUCUUUAUGGCAGUCGUUCUACUCACAAUGAUGGGUGUUGUGGCACCAUGGAGUGGACGAUUCUACUCUCUAUGGGACACUGGGUAUGCAAAAAUUCAUAUUCCAAUUAUUGCAUCGGUAUCGGAACAUCAACCGACAACGUGGUUUUCGUUUUUCUUCGAUUUGCAUAUAUUAGUUUGUGCAUUCCCAGUUGGAUUAUGGUAUUGCAUCAAAAAAAUCAACGAUGAGAGGGUCUUUGUUGUUCUUUAUGCCAUAAGUGCAGUUUACUUUGCUGGAGUUAUGGUUCGAUUGAUGUUGACAUUGACUCCAGUUGUUUGUAUGUUGGCUGGUAUUGCAUUCUCUUGCCUGUUGGAGGUGUUUUUGAAAGAAGAUAGUUCACCGAAUAAAGCUACUGAUGAAACUGAAGAUACUUCGGUGGAAAAGAAAAAUAUGUAUGAUAAGGCUGGAAAAUUAAAACAUAGACCAAAACAUGAUUCAGCUCAUGAAGGAGCUGCUGGUAUUGGUGCCAAUUUAAAGAGUGUAGUUAUUUUAGCUAUAUUGAUGCUUCUUAUGAUGUUUGCUGUUCAUUGUACAUGGGUUACUAGUAAUGCAUAUUCAAGUCCUUCUAUUGUGUUGGCAUUCCAUAAUAGUCAAGAUGGAUCUCGCAACAUUCUCGAUGAUUUCCGUGAGGCUUACUACUGGCUAUCUCAAAACACAGCUGACGACGCUCGCAUUAUGUCUUGGUGGGAUUAUGGUUAUCAGAUAGCGGGAAUGGCAAAUCGAACGACACUGGUGGACAAUAAUACUUGGAAUAAUAGUCACAUAGCAUUGGUUGGCAAGGCAAUGUCAUCUACCGAAGAGAAGUCUUACGAAAUCAUGACUUCUCUUGAUGUGGACUAUGUUUUGGUUAUAUUCGGUGGUGUAAUUGGUUAUUCUGGUGAUGAUAUCAAUAAGUUCUUAUGGAUGGUUCGUAUUGCUGAAGGUGAACAUCCCAAGGAUAUCAGAGAAAGUGACUAUUUUACCGAUCGUGGAGAGUUCCGUGUUGAUGCUGAAGGUGCCCCAGCCCUACUUAAUUGUCUAAUGUACAAAUUGAGCUACUACAGAUUUGGAGAGUUGAAAUUAGAUUAUAGAGGCCCAGCAGGUUAUGAUAGAACUCGAAAUGCUGUGAUUGGCAACAAAGAUUUUGAUCUCACUUAUCUAGAGGAAGCAUACACGUCCGAACAUUGGUUGGUCCGCAUCUAUCGGGUGAAGAAACCACAUGAGUUUAAUCGUCCCGCGAUUAAGACCACAGAUAGAGCUGUUUCCUCUGGCAACUAUGUUUCCCGAAAGAAUUCCAAGAGGAGGAAAGGUUAUAUAAAGAACCGACCAGUCGUUGUUAAGGGCAAGCGAACACGAAAGUAAAAAAAAAGGAAUUUAGUUUUUUUUUUUCUAAUUAAAGAGUGAGAGACGGCAAACUAUCACAAAAACAAACUUUCAAACAAAAAAAAAAAAGAUAGAAGAAGCUCCUUAAAAAAUAUAAAAACAACUUUACAUUUAAUUUAGUUUAGUUACAAGCGCUAUAACUGUAUUUCGUUCCAUCCUUAUAAUAUUUAAAUUAAUUUUCUACGCAAAACUUUCGCACGAUGAAAUGGAUCAGGUAAAUGAUAAAGAGACACAGUAAUUAAUUAACUUGCAUUUAGUCAAUAUUUUUUGACUCUUUUAAGUUUGAAGAUUUGAUAUAAAAAGUCUUAACGUAAUUAUAAAAAAAAGUUUGCUCCUUUCUUGUGAGCACAAUGGUCCCGAUAUUUCUAUUCACUUAUUAUGAAAAAAAAAAAUAUUCUUUUUUCAUCGAGUUAAAAUGAAUAGAAA